GGGGCACGGGGGGGCAGCGGCCAUGGGCCCUCCGCCCGCCCGCCGGGCCGCGCUGCCGCUGCUCCCGCUGCUGCUGCUGCUGCUGCUGCCGCCGCCCGCACCGGGACCCAACACCGGCAUCGCCAUCGCCGCCGGCAUCGAAACCGGCACCGGGAGCACCGCCGGCAUCGGCUCCGCCAGCGGCAGCGUGAGCGGCACCGGGACCGGCAUCGCCGCCGGCUCCGGGAGCGCCACCGGAACCGGCAUCGGCUCCUCCACCGGGACCAGCACCGGCAUCGCAAGCGGGAGCGGCACCGGGAUCCGCCCCCGCCUUCCCGGCGCGCUCCCGGCGCCGCUCCAGCCCCGCCGCGGCGGCACCGGGGACAGCGGCGGCUCCGGCGGCACCGGGGACAGCGGCGGCACCGGGGACAGCGGCGGCUCCGCGCGGCCCUCACCGAGCACCGGGGACAGCGGCGGUGGCGCCGGGCCCGCACCUGGCGAUGGGACCGCACCGGGCACCGGCGGCGGCGGCGGUGAUGGCGUUGGGGGGUCCCGAAGCACCGGCGGCACCGCGGGCGUCAGAGGCACCGCCAGCACCGGCGUCACUGGAGCCGCCGGGAACGCCGGAGCCACCAGGAGCCCUGGAGGCGCUGGGGACGCUGCAGGAGCCAGGGACGCUCCUGGAGGCACCGGGGAUACCGGAGGAACUGGAGGCACCGGGAGCACCCAUGGCCCCAGGGACAGCGGGAGCGCCGGGGAUACCGGACACACCGGGAACACCGGGGCCGGGCUGAGCCCUGGGGGGCGGGGCACUGGGGACACCCCAGUCCAGAGGGACAGCAGGGAUACUGGGCACACUGGGGAGACUGGGAGAGACACCGGAAGCGCUGGGAAAGUCCCCGGGAGCAACAGGGACAUUGGACAUAAUGGGGAGCCUGGGAAAGUCCCCAGGGACACUGAGAGCACCAGGGAAGUCCCUGGGAACACUGGGAAUACUGGACAUACUGGGAACACCAAAAUCCCCAGGGACACCAGGAACACUGGGAAUACUGGACAUACUGGGAACACCAAAAUCCCCAGGGACACGGAGAGCAGCAGGAAAGUCCCCAGGGACACCGGGAACGCUGGGAAUACUGGGCACACCGGGGACAGCAGCGGCACAGGGGACACGACGGCCUCCAGGGGCGUUGGGGACCCCCAGCCCACGGCAGCCCCCAGACCCCCCGCGCCGCCCCGCCGGAGCCCCAACACGGCGCCGCAGUUCCAGCCCUCCAGCUACCAGGCCACGGUGGAGGAGAACCGGCCGGCGGGGACGCCGGUGACGCGGGUGACGGCGCAGGACCCCGACGAGGGCGAGGCGGGGCGGCUGCUCUACUCCAUGGCCGCGCUCUUCGACAGCCGCUCCGACGCCCUGUUCGCCGUGGACCCCGUGACCGGCGCCGUCACCACGGCGGCGCCGCUGGACCGCGAGAGCAAGAGCACCCACGUGUUCCGCGUGACGGCGGCCGACCACGGCGCCCCGCGGUGCAGCGCCAUGGCCACGCUCACCGUCACCGUGGGCGACGCCAACGACCACGACCCGGCCUUCGAGCAGCCCGAGUACCGCGAGAGCGUGCGGGAGAACCUGGAGGUGGGCUACGAGGUGCUGACCGUGCGGGCCACCGACGGCGACGCCGGGCCCAACGCCAACGUGCUCUACCGGCUCCUCAACGCCGGCGGCGCCAACGAGGUCUUCGAGAUCGACCCCCGCUCCGGCGUCGUCCGCACGCGCGGCCCCGUGGACCGGGAGGCCGUGGAGGCCUUCGAGCUGCUGGUGGAGGCAGCCGACCAGGGCCAGGAGCCCCGCAGCGCCACGGCCACCGUGCGCAUCGCCGUGGAGGACGACAACGACAACGCGCCGCAGUUCAGCGAGCGGCGCUACGUGGCGCAGGUGCCCGAGGACGUGGUGCCCAACGCGGCCGUGCUGCGGGUGACGGCCACCGACCGCGACAAGGGCAGCAACGCCCUGGUGCACUACAGCAUCGUCAGCGGCAACACCCGCGGCCACUUCUACAUCGACGCCCAGACGGGCGCCCUGGACGUCGUCACCCCCCUGGACUUCGAGGUCACCAAGGAGUUCACGCUGCGCAUCCGGGCACAGGACGGCGGCCGCCCGCCCCUCUCCAACAUCAGCGGCCUGGUCACCGUGCAGGUGCUGGACGUCAACGACAACGCCCCCAUCUUCGUCAGCACGCCCUUCCAGGCCACCGUGCUGGAGAACGUGCCCAUGGGCUACUCCGUCAUCCACGUGCAGGCCAUCGACGCCGACUCGGGGGACAACGGCCGCCUGGUUUACACCCUGCUGGACACCGGCGCCGGCUUCCCCUUCGCCAUCAACAACGGCACCGGCUGGAUCGUGGUGGCCUCCGAGCUGGACCGGGAGGCCGUGGACUUCUACAGCUUCGGCGUGGAGGCGCAGGACCAGGGCACGCCCCCCAUGGCCUCCACGGCCAGCGUCAGCGUCACCGUCCUGGACGUCAACGACAACAGCCCCGAGUUCACCCACAGGGAAUACGGCGCCCGCCUCAACGAGGACGCGGCGGUGGGGACGAGCGUCCUCACCGUGUCCGCCGUCGACCGCGACGCCAACAGCGUCAUCACCUACCAGAUCUCGGGCGGCAACACCCGCAACCGCUUCUCCAUCACCAGCCAGAGCGGCGGGGGGCUCAUCUCGCUCGCCCUGCCCCUGGACUACAAGCUGGAGCGGCAGUACCUGCUCACCGUGGCCGCGUCCGACGGCACCCGCCAGGACACCGCCCUGGUGGUCGUCAACGUCACCGACGCCAACACCCACCGGCCUGUCUUCCAGAGCUCCCACUACACUGUCAACGUCAACGAGGACCGGCCGGUGGGCACCACGGUGGUGGUGAUCAGCGCCACCGACGAGGACACCGGCGAGAACGCCCGCAUCACCUACCUGAUGGAGGACAGCAUCCCCCAGUUCCGCAUCGCCCCCGACACCGGCGCCGUCACCACGCAGAUGGAGCUGGACUACGAGGACCAGGUGUCCUACACCUUGGCCAUCACGGCGCGGGACAACGGCAUCCCCCAGAAAUCCGACACCACCUACCUGGAGAUCCUGGUGAGCGACGUCAACGACAACGCGCCCCAGUUCCUCCGCCACUCCUACCAGGGCUCCGUCUACGAGGACGUCCCCGCCUUCACCAGCGUCCUGCAGGUCUCCGCCACCGACCGCGACUCCGGCCUCAACGGCAGGGUCUUCUACACCUUCCAGGGGGGCGACGACGGCGACGGCGACUUCAUCAUCGAGUCCACCUCGGGCAUCGUCCGCACCCUGCGCCGCCUGGACCGGGAGAACGUGCCGCUCUACUCCCUGCGGGCCUUCGCCGUGGACAAGGGGCUGCCGGCGCGGCGCACGCCGGUGGAGAUCCAGGUGACGGUGCUGGACGUCAACGACAACCCGCCCGUCUUCGAGCGCGACGAGUUCGACAUCUUCGUGGAGGAGAACAGCCCCAUCGGGCUGGUGGUGGCCCGGAUCACGGCCACCGACCCCGACGAGGGCACCAACGCCCAGAUCAUGUACCAGAUCGUGGAGGGCAACAUCCCGGAGGUCUUCCAGCUGGACAUCUUCUCCGGGGAGCUCACGGCGCUGGCCGACCUGGACUACGAGGCCAAGGCCGAGUACGUGAUGGUGGUGCAGGCCACGUCGGCGCCGCUGGUCAGCCGGGCCACCGUGCACGUGCGGCUGCGCGACGCCAACGACAACAGCCCCCAGCUGAAGAACUUCGAGAUCCUCUUCAACAACUACAUCACCAACCGCUCCGGGAGCUUCCCCGGCGGCGUCAUCGGCCGCAUCCCGGCCCACGACCCCGACGUGUCCGACCGCCUCACCUACGCCUUCGAGCAGGGCAACGAGCUCAACCUGCUGCUGCUGGACCCCCAGAGCGGGGAGCUGCGGCUCAGCCCCGCCCUGGACAACAACCGCCCGCUGGAGGCCGUCAUGAGGGUCUCCGUGUCCGACGGCGUGCACAGCGCGAGCGCGCAGUGCUCGCUGCGGGUGACGGUGAUCACGGACGAGAUGCUCAGCAACAGCAUCACCCUGCGCCUGGCCGACAUGUCGCAGGAGCUCUUCCUGUCACCGCUGCUCGGCCGCUUCCUCGAGGGGGUGGCGGCCGUGCUGGGCACCCCCCGGCACCGCGUGGUGCUCUUCAACAUCCAGGCGGACACGGACGUGGGGCCGGCGCGGAUCCUCAACGUGAGCCUUUCGGCUCUGCUGCCGCCGCCCGCCCCGCCGCGCUUCUUCUCGUCCGAGGAGCUGCAGGAGCGCCUCUACCUCAACCGCUCGCUGCUGGCGGCCACCACGGCGCAGCGGGUGCUGCCCUUCGACGACAACGUGUGCCUGCGGGAGCCCUGCGAGAACUACAUGCGCUGCGUGGCCGUGCUGCGCUUCGACAGCUCCGCGCCCUUCCUGGCGUCCGACACCGUCCUGUUCCGGCCCGUGCGGCCCGUGCCGGGGCUGCGCUGCCGCUGCCCGCCCGGCUUCACCGGCGACUACUGCGAGACCGAGAUCGACCUGUGCUACUCCAGCCCCUGCGGCGCCCACGGGCGCUGCCGCAGCCGCGAGGGCGGCUACGCCUGCGAGUGCCACGAGGACUUCACCGGGGAGCACUGCGAGCUGAGCGCCCGGGGGGGUCGCUGCACCCCGGGGGUCUGCCGGAACGGGGGCACCUGCCUGAACCUGCUGGUGGGGGGGUUCCGGUGCCAGUGCCCCCCCGGGCACUACGAGAAGCCCUUCUGUGCCAUGAGCACCCGCAGCUUCCCCCCCAAAUCCUUCCUCACCUUCCGCGGCCUCCGCCAGCGCUUCCACUUCACCCUCGGCCUCACGUUUGCCACUCGGGAGCGGGACGGGCUCCUCCUGUACAACGGGCGCUUCAACGAGCGCCACGACUUUGUGGCCCUGGAGAUCGUGGGGGAGCAGCUGCAGCUCACCUUCUCCGCAGGUGAGACCACCACCACCGUGUCCCCGUUCGUGCCGGGGGGCGUCAGCGACGGGCAGUGGCACCGCGUGCAGCUGCACUACUACAACAAGCCCGUGGUGGGGCGCUCGGGGGUCCCGCAGGGCCCCUCGGAGCAGAAGGUGGCCGUGGUGGCCGUGGAUGACUGUGACACAGCCCUGGCCCUGCGCUUCAGCCACCGCCUCGCCAACUACUCCUGCGCCGCCCAGGGCACCCAGGGGGGCUCCAAGAAGUCUCUGGACCUGACGGGGCCGCUGCUGCUCGGGGGGGUCCCGACGCUGCCCGAGAGUUUCCCGAUCCGGAGCCGGCACUUCGUGGGGUGCAUGAGGCACCUGCACAUCGACCAGCGCCCCGUGGACAUGGGCACCUUCAUCGCCAACAACGGCACCCUGCCCGGUGGGCCCCCCAAGAAGACCCUGUGCGACCCCAGCACGUGCCACAACGGGGGCACCUGCGUGCACGAGUGGGGGUUCAGCUGCCGCUGCCCCUCGGGGGGCAAAACCUGCCAGGAAGCGAUGGCGGCCCCGCAGCGGUUCGUGGGCAGCAGCCGCGUGGCGUGGGCGGGCUGGCGCUGCCCCGCCCUGCCCUGGCACCUCCGCCUCAUGUCCCGCACCCGCCACCCACGCGGGGUCCUGCUGAGCGCGGGGCGGGGGCGUCGCCCCCAGCUGCUGGAGGGGCAGCUGGAGGCGGGGGCCUGGCAGGCCGGAGCCCCCUGGCCCUCGCUGCGCCUGCCCCAGGCCAAGGUGGACGAUGGCGCGUGGCACCACGUGGAGCUGGAGCUGCGCGGGGGGACCCCCGGCCGCGACCCCCCCGCCACGCUGCUGCUCCUCCUCACCCUCGACUACGGCCGCCACCAGGUGUGCCGUGGGGACGUGCCCGGCGAGCUGCAGGGGCUGCGGCUGCGGACCCUCAGCAUGGGGGGGCUGCCCGGGGAGGGGGGCACCGUGCAGGAGGGGUUCCGGGGGUGCCUGCAGGGGCUGCGCGUGGGGGACACGGCGGUGACGGUGGGCGCCCUGAGCCUGGCCCAGGCUGCCCAGGUGAACGUGGAGGGGGGCUGUGCCCUGCCCGACCCCUGCGACUCGGGGCCCUGCCCCCCACACAGCUACUGCAGCGACGACUGGGACAGCUUCUCGUGCCGCUGCCACUCCGGGUACUUUGGGGACAGCUGUGUCAGUGCCUGUGCCCUGGACCCCUGCGAGCCCCCCGGCACCUGCGCCCGCCGGCCGGGCACAACCCCCGGCUACGCCUGCCACUGCCCCCCGGGCACCUUCGGGCCCCUGUGCCAGCACCGGGAGGCCCAGCCGUGCCCACGGGGGUGGUGGGGACACCCCACGUGCGGCCCCUGCAGCUGCGACGCCUCGAGGGGCUUCGACCCCGACUGCAACAAGACCACGGGCGAGUGUCGCUGCAAGGACAACCACUACCGCCCCGCGGGGGGUGACACGUGCCAGCCGUGCGAGUGUUACCCCACGGGGUCGCUGUCGCGGCGCUGCGACGCCACCAGCGGGCAGUGCCCCUGCAAGGCCGGCGUCAUCGGCCGCCACUGCGACCGCUGCGACAACCCCUUCGCCGAGGUCACCGCGGGCGGCUGCGAAGUGAACUAUGACAGCUGUCCCCGGGCCAUCGAGGCCAACAUUUGGUGGCCCCGCACCCGGUUCGGGCUCCCGGCGGCCGCGCCCUGUCCCAAGGGCUCCGUGGGCACCGCCCUGCGCCACUGUGACGAGCAAGGGUGGCUGCCCCCCAACCUGUUCAACUGCAGCGCCCUGGCCUUCGCCGCCCUGCGCCCCUGGGCGGAGCAGCUGGUGGGCAACGAGUCUCGCUGGGACGCGGGGCAGUCGCGGCGGGUGGCGCUGGCGCUGCGCGAGGCCACGCGUGGGGCCCGUGGGUACUUCGGCAGCGACGUGCGGCUCGCGUACCGCCUGGCGGGGGCGCUGCUGCGCCACGAGAGCCGGCAGCGAGGGUUCCGCCUCGCAGCCACGCAGGACGUGCACUUCACGGAGAACCUGCUGCGGGUGGGCAGCGCCCUGCUGGACGCGGGCAACAAGCGGCACUGGGAGCUGAUCCAGCAGAGCGAGGGGGGCACGGCCCAACUGCUGCGCCACUUCGAGGAGUACGCGCGGGCCCUGGCACGGAACAUGCCCCAGACCUACCUGAGCCCCUUCACCAUCAUCACCCCCAACAUCGUGGUGUCGGUGGUGCGGCUGGACAAGAGCAGCCCAGCGGGUGCCCGCCUGCCCCGCUAUGAGGCCCUGCGGGGGGAGAAGCCCCCGGACCUGGAGACCACCGUGAUCCUGCCCGACAGCGUCUUCAGGCCCCCCGAGGGCAGGCGCCCCUCGGGUGGGCACGGGCAGGAGGAGGAGGAGGAGGAGGGGGAAGAAGAGGCUGAAGAGGAGGAGGAGGAGGAGGAGGAGCAGGAUGGCGAGGGGACCGUGGUGACCCGGCACAGGCGACACCCGUCCCUGGGCGAGGGCCAGGCCAUCGCCAGCGUCAUCAUCUACCGCACCCUGGCUGGGCUCCUCCCGCCGCGCUUCGACAGCGACAAGCGCAGCCUCCGGGUGCCCAAGCGCCCCAUUAUCAACACGCCCGUGGUCAGUAUCAGCGUCCACGCGGGGGGCACGGGGGGCACGGGCACCCCCCGGGUGCUGGCCAAGCCCGUCACCCUCCAGUUCCGGCUGCUGGAGACACAGGAACGCUCCAAACCCAUCUGCGUGUUCUGGAACCACUCCCUGCGGACGGGGGGCACGGGGGGUUGGUCGGCGCGGGGCUGUGAGGUCGCCUUCAGGAACCGGAGCCACGUGAGCUGCCAGUGCCACCACCUGACCAGCUUCGCUGUCCUCAUGGACAUCUCCCGGCGGGAGAACGGUGAGGUGCUGCCCCUGGCCGCCCUGACCUACGGCUCUCUGGGCGUGGCCCUGGCGGGGCUGGCGCUGGUGGUCGUGGCCCUGGGGAGCCUGCGGGGGCUGCGCUCCAACCGGCACAGCAUCCGGCGGCACGGCAGCUGCGCCCUGCUGCUGGCACAGCUCGUCUUCCUGCUCGGCAUCAACCAGGCCGAGCUGCCCCUGGCGUGCACGGUGGUGGCCAUCCUGCUGCAGUUCCUGUACCUGGGGGCGGUGGGCUGGGGGCUGCUGGAGGCCCUGCACCUGUACCGGCGCCGCAGCGAGCCCCGCAGCGUGGACAGGGGGCCCAUGCGCUUCUACCACGUGCUGGGCUGGGGGCUGCCCGCCUUCAUCACCGGCCUGGCCGUGGGGUUGGACCCCGAGGGUUUCGGGACCCCCGAGUUCUGCUGGCUGGCCCUGCACGACCCCCUGGUGUGGAGCCUGGCCGGGCCCGCCGCCGCCGCCCUCGCCGUCGGCGUGUUCUUCCUGGUGCUGGCGGGCAGGGCCGCCUGUGCCGCCCCACAGGCCUUCCGCAAGAGGGCUCGGCGUGAGUCGGGGGUCCACACCGCAGCCGUGCUCCUGGCCGUGCCCAGCCUGGCGUGGCUGCUGGCCCUGCUGUCGGUGAACAGCGAUGCCCUCCUGUGCCACUACCUGUUCGCUGCCUCCAACUGCCUGCAGGGCCCCCUGAUGUUCGUGUCCUGCGUGGUGCUGAGCAAGGAGGUGCGGAGGAGCCUCCGCCUGAGCUGCGCCCGCCGCCACCACCCCCCGCUGGCCACCAAGGCCACCCUGACCCCCGCGUACGGCGGGGACAGCACGUACGUGGCGGGCCGGCUGUGCCCCCCGGGCGGGGGCUCCUCGGGGUCCCUGCACAGCACGGCCCGCUCGGGCAAGAGCCAGCACAGCUACAUCCCCUUCGUCAGGAGGGAGGACUCGGGACUGGCGGGCAGUCCGGGGCCGCUGCCCGAGCCCGGGGGGCUCUUCCAAGACUCGCAGGAGCAGCCAGAGGAGCACGACACGGACUCGGAGGACAGUGACCUGUCCCUGGACGACCCCAGCGGCUCCUACGGCUCCACCCACUCGUCUGACAGCGAUGACGACCCCCCAGGCUGGGACCCCCUGCCCGGGGCACCCCCGGCCCCCGGCCCCAGUGCCCCCCCGGUGCCCCCGGGGUGCCCGUACUGGCCGGGGGAGUUCGUGACCACGGCGAGCGAGAGCGAGGGCGCGGCGGGCACCGAGGGGCUGCGGGUGACACCCGCGGGGGGGGCACAGGCACCCCCCCGGGGAGACCCCCCCCGGCCCAACGGGGACCCCCUGCUGCUGCCCCUGCCCCACCCACACAAAGGGAUCCUGAAGAAGAGGUGGCUGCCGCCCAUCAGCGAGCGGGGGGGCGGGGGGAGCUCCCAGCGGGCCCCUCCCCCGCCCCCCGCGGGCACGGCGGCCUCGUCGGGCAGCGAUGGGGGAGCCCCCCCGGCCCCCCGGGCCCGGCAGAGCCUGCAGGAGCAGCUGAGCGGCCUCGCCCCCCUGGCCAUGAGCAUCCGCACCGGCACCGCCGACGAGGACUCCUCGGGCUCCGAAUUUCUGUUCUUUAAUUUCCUCCAUUAACCCAUGGGGGGGUCCCGCCCACCCUCACCAACCCCCUUUCCAUCACCCC
This is a messenger RNA of Myiozetetes cayanensis, 9521 nucleotides long. RefSeq names its product cadherin EGF LAG seven-pass G-type receptor 2 (gene CELSR2). Gene Ontology annotation, biological process: G protein-coupled receptor signaling pathway; cell surface receptor signaling pathway; homophilic cell-cell adhesion. NCBI's taxonomy places the organism in Eukaryota, Metazoa, Chordata, Aves, Passeriformes, Tyrannidae. Gene Ontology annotation, cellular component: plasma membrane. Gene Ontology annotation, molecular function: G protein-coupled receptor activity; calcium ion binding. The record is from RefSeq and is a predicted model, not a curated record.